Arvicola amphibius (Eurasian water vole) is the source of this 1647-nucleotide messenger RNA. It is a transcript of the gene Ccdc60, whose product is annotated as coiled-coil domain containing 60. The transcript is spliced from 14 exons. Lineage: Eukaryota; Metazoa; Chordata; Mammalia; Rodentia; Cricetidae. The coding region runs from base 1 to 1647 and encodes 548 amino acids. The record is from RefSeq and is a predicted model, not a curated record.
AUGACCAAAGUACCAGCCACCAAAAAGUUACAGAGUGCCCCCAACAAGAAAGCCCUUUGGCCUUCUUAUGCCUCAGAUCAACAGACCCAGGUCGCAGAGAAGCCAGUGGUGAAGAACAUCAGGUAUUUAGACAGGGAAAUAAUCAACCUCAAGAAGGAUCUUAUACGAAGCCGCUUCCUGAUCCAGCGUGUGAAGAUAGGCCGUGGAUAUUUUAGCAUACUGCGAGAGGAAAACGCCAUGAAGAAGAGGCAGCAGCAACUCCAGAAGCUGAAGGAAGAAGAAUUAAAUAAAUUCCAGCCAGCCAAGAAGUUCUCAGAUAUCCAGUGCAGGGACACUCUGCUGACGGCCUACGAGAAAGAGAAGCUGAAGAAGCUGGAGGCCGGCAUCAUCAUCCGCCCGUUCACGCCCAUCCACAACUGUAUCAUCGCUCCCUCGCUGCCUGAGUCACACGUGGAUCCCCUCUACCGCCAGCUGUGUGCGCUCCACUGGCUCCUGGAGGCCCUGACUAUCGACCACUCCCACCAUACCAUGAAGCCCUUGAUUUCUUGUUGGAACCCCAAGGACCCAGGUGGCAGCAAGAGCACAAUAAAGAAGAUCAACAAGGACAAGUCCAUGGGGCAGAGGUGGGAUCACUUUGUCACCGCGCCAAAGACCAAGAAAUUCAAAAUCCCCGCAAUUCGCACAGCCAGCCGCAAACCCAGCCGGAGGGGCUCCACUCUCAGUCUGACCCGGACCAGUGGGGGUUCUUCUCCCCAGAGCAGCAUGAUGUCUGUGAACCCCGGCUCUGAUGAACCUCCAAGUGUGGUCACGCAAGCCAGCAAAGACAUUGAAGACAAUGAGUCAUGGUCAACUAAGCAAGAUGAAGAAACUCUCCACAUCCACCUGCAGAAGCUCCUGGAGAUGGUCCGGGAAGAUGCCCGAAGAGCGAUCAUGCUGAUGACCGAGAUGCAGAAGAAAGUUCCCAGCAUCCUGAACGUAGUCAAGCAAAUCAAGAGCGAUUCUGCCUGGAAGGACUUGGGGACCAUCUACAAGUCCAGCGAGAGAUCCAGCACUACCAGUGGAGAAAGCCACACCCUGGUGAUGCAGAAGAAAUCAAAGGGCCGUGCUAACCGUGACAUCAUCCAAUGCAAGAGCGGCGUGUGUAGCAGUAUGCGGGCCAAGUUUUACAGCGUAGCCCAGGAGGCCGGCUUCUGCCUACAAGACAAGAUGGAAAUCCUCAUGAAGCGCCAAGAAGAGCGGGGUCUCCAGAAGUUCCACUCUUUUGUUCUCGCCUCGAAUUUCCAAAAGGAUAUAUCAAAGAUGAGGCACCAGGUCCCGGUAGUGAUUGGGGAUGCAGAAGAGAUUGCAGACCACUGGUACUUUGAUCUGUUGUCCAAACUCCCUGAGGAUCUGAAGAACUUCCGGCCUGCAAGGAAGGUCCUGACAAAACUGCAGAAGUUUGGAGAGAACCUAGACCUGAGGAUCCGGCCGCAUGUCCUCCUGAAGGUGCUCCAGGAGCUGCGGAUCUGGGAGCUGUGCUCUCCAGACAUUGCGGUGGCCAUCGAGUUUGUGCGCGAACACAUCAUCCAUAUGCCGCUAGAGGAUUACAUCAACUGGCUCCAGACUCGGGUUAACAUGCCUCUCCGGCAUUACACUAUCCCCACAUAG